This is a messenger RNA of Mercurialis annua (annual mercury), 1226 nucleotides long. RefSeq names its product fe(2+) transport protein 1-like. Gene Ontology annotation, biological process: zinc ion transmembrane transport. Bases 58 to 1119 code for a protein of 353 amino acids. Gene Ontology annotation, molecular function: zinc ion transmembrane transporter activity. The transcript is spliced from 3 exons. Gene Ontology annotation, cellular component: plasma membrane. Lineage: Eukaryota; Viridiplantae; Streptophyta; Magnoliopsida; Malpighiales; Euphorbiaceae. The record is from RefSeq and is a predicted model, not a curated record.
ACCAUUUUUACCAAACACUUCUGCUCUGUACUACACUCACUGAGUCACUCACUAAAUAUGGCAGCGAGUUCAAAAUUCAAUCUCGCUGUUCUCAUAAUUCUCUCGUUAGCACUAACAGCAUUUGCAGAGUGCGAGUCAAAAUCCGGUCCCGGCGGCGGAGAAUGUCGAAGCAAGGCGAAAUCAUUGAAGCUAAAGCUGAUCGCAAUAGCUUCAAUCUUGAUCACGAGCAUGAUCGGAGUAUGUUUACCGUUGUUUUCGCAUUCGGUUCCGGCAUUGAAGCCUGACAAAGAAUUAUUCUCUAUUGUUAAAGCUUUUGCGUCCGGUGUUAUUCUAGCAACUGGCUAUAUGCAUGUGUUACCUGACUCUUUUGAUGACUUGACAUCGGACUGUUUGCCGGAGAAUCCUUGGAGGAAGUUUCCGUUCACGACUUUUGUGGCUAUGUUGUCCGCUUUGGUGACGCUUAUGGUGGAUUCGUUUGCGAUGAGUCAUUAUAAGAAGCUAGGUGCGAGCGGCGGUGGCAGUUAUCUUCAUAAUCAUCAUCAUGUUCAGGAGAAGAUUGGAAAUGGAGGGAGUGGUGAAUUAGGGAUUGUUAAGGAUGAGGUGAAACCUGAAAAUGAGAAUGCUACUUCUGAAGUUUUGUUGAGGCAUCGUGUCGUAGCUCAGGUAUUAGAACUUGGAAUUGUAGUACACUCGGUUGUGAUUGGUUUGUCAAUGGGAGCAUCAGAUAACCAAUGCACAAUAAGACCACUUAUAGCAGCUCUCUGCUUCCAUCAACUCUUUGAAGGAAUGGGUCUCGGAGGCUGCAUUCUACAGGCUGAGUAUGGAACGAGGAUGAAGGCAAUAAUGGUAUUUUUCUUCUCAGCAACUACACCAUUUGGAAUUGCACUAGGCAUUGGGUUGUCGAAUAUAUACAGUGAGAACAGUCCAACUGCUCUGAUUGUGGUGGGAUUAUUGAAUGCUUCAUCAGCAGGAUUACUGAAUUAUAUGGCAUUGGUUGAUCUGUUAGCAGCUGAUUUUAUGGGGCCUAAGUUGCAGCAGAAUGUUAAGCUUCAGAUAAAAGCUUAUCUUGCAGUUUUACUAGGGGUUGGAGGCAUGUCUCUCAUGGCUAAAUGGGCUUAGGCUGGCAGAGGAGAGCUGCGCAAUUUUGUAAAAUGUAGGAACGUUGUUAGUUGAUUGGUCUAUGAGGCACGCAAACAAAAUUCAAUGAAAUUUCAUUUUUCUUCAAA